AUGGCGGACGACUUCAUCGACGUGACUACAGAUAGCGAGUUCUUCGGACUCACUACUUUUGCCAACCUGCCAUACGUCAAUUGCUUCAAGCCGGAUGAUAGCGAGGCGGGCAAAUAUGAUAUUGCGAUACUCGGCGCUCCUUUUGAUACAAGUGUCACAGGUAGGCCUGGUGCUCGGUUUGGACCUGCUGGAAUUCGCAGAGGAUCACAACGGAUUGCACCGGGUGACGCUUGGAACAUUUACACGGGAGAGAAUACUUUCAUGUCGUGGGCAAAGAUCGUGGACUGUGGUGAUGUGCGAAUGACCUUUCUCGACAACAGAAUCGCACUGAAGCAACUUGAGAAAGCGCACGAGAUCAACCCCAGUCAUAUACCACGUAUCGUUGUUCUGGGUGGUGACCACACAACCACUCUCGCGGCGCUCCGCUCGACAUAUGAUCGGUUCGGUGCUGUGUCCGUGAUCCAUUUCGACAGUCACCUCGAUACUUGGGAUCCAAAAGUGCUUGGUGGAAAUCUCUCUACGUAUGCUGGUGUGAAUCAUGGAACUUUCCUCCAUAUUGCUCACGAAGAGGGACUCAUUCUCAAUUCGUCCAUCCACGCAGCUGUGCGUGCUCCUGUUAUGCGCGAGAAAGACGACCUCUCCAACGACCAUCGCUGCGGCUUUUCGAUCAUCACCGCUCGAGAUAUCGAUCUCAUCGGUUCACAAGGCGUCAUAGACGCCUUGAAGAAGCGGGUUGGUGACAACAAAGUGUACAUCAGUCUCGACAUUGACUCGCUGGACCCGGCAUUUGCUCCCGCAACCGGAACUUCAGAGCCAGGCGGAUGGUCUACACGCGAGAUGUUGACGAUUAUUGAUGGUUUGAAGGGGCUUCAAGUAGUGGGUGCGGAUGUGGUUGAAGUUGCGCCCGUCUAUGACAAUCCAGGAGAGACAACUGUUCUUGCGGCUGCAGAAAUCGUUCAGUCGCUGCUGACGCUUAUGGUCCAAAUGCCGAUAGAUUCGUAG
Molecule: messenger RNA, 1002 nt
Organism: Hyaloscypha bicolor E
Lineage: Eukaryota; Fungi; Ascomycota; Leotiomycetes; Helotiales; Hyaloscyphaceae
Product: Arginase/deacetylase
Exons: 7
Coding region: 1-1002 (333 amino acids)
Molecular function (GO): metal ion binding; agmatinase activity
Source: RefSeq, a predicted model, not a curated record